AUGGGCGUCUUACCACUCGCGCUCUACUCCGCGGCACUGGCGCUCGGCGUCGCCACAGCGGGCGACGUGGCGGUCCUAACGCCCGACAACUUUGACGACGUCGUCGACGGCUCGAAGCACGUGCUCGUCAAGUUCUACGCGCCCUGGUGCGGCCACUGCAAGAGCCUCGCGCCGACGUACGAGACGGUCGCGACGGCCUUUGCCAAGACGGCCGACGUGGUGUUGGCCGACGUGGACGCCGACAACUACAAGGAACUGGGCGCCAAGUUUGGCGUCACGGGCUUUCCCACGCUCAAGUACUUUGCCAAGGGCUCGACCGAAGCCGAAGCUUACGAAGGCGGCCGCACGGAAGACGCCCUCGUGGCGUUCUUGAACGGCAAAGCCGCGACGAACGUGCAGGUGGCGCGCGCCCCGAGCCACGUGGCGGCGUUGACGGACGCGGACUUUGACGCGCGCGUGAUCCACGCGCCGAACCACGCGCUGGUCGAGUUCUACGCGCCGUGGUGCGGUCACUGCAAGAGCCUCGCGCCCGUGUACGAAGAGGUGGGCGCGGUGUUUGAAGGCGAAGACGACGUGCUCAUUGCCAAAGUGGACGCGACGGCCAACCCCGAGCUCGCCAAGCGCUACAACGUCAAGGGGUACCCGACGCUGUUUUACUUCCCGCCCGGGGCCGACGAGCCCGAAGACUACUCGAACGGCCGGGACAAGGCCUCGUUCGUCGAGUUUAUCAAUGACCAGGCGGGGACGCACCGCACCGAGGACGGCAGUCUUGCUACUGCUGCUGGUCGCGUGGAACAGAUCGAGGUGGCCAUCACUGAGAGCGGCGACAUUACGGCCGAAGUGGUGGCGAAGACGCAGGCGAUCGUAGACGGCCUGGAAGGCCGCGACGCCAAACACGGCGCGCUGUACCUGAAGGCCAUCAAGAAGAUUGUCGCCAAGGGCCCGUCGUACGUGGACGCGGAGAUCAAGCGCCUUGAGGGGCUGCUGAGCAACGACAAUGUGACGGCGCAGAAGAAGACGCUCUUUGGGCUGCGCAAGAACAUCCUCGCGUUUUUCCACGAGAAGCAGAACGAGAAGACGGAACUGUAA
Messenger RNA from Hyaloperonospora brassicae, 1089 nucleotides. Lineage: Eukaryota; Oomycota; Peronosporomycetes; Peronosporales; Peronosporaceae. The record is from the annotation of a GenBank genome assembly.